Molecule: messenger RNA, 1554 nt
Organism: Plenodomus lingam JN3
Lineage: Eukaryota; Fungi; Ascomycota; Dothideomycetes; Pleosporales; Leptosphaeriaceae
Source: RefSeq, a predicted model, not a curated record
AUGUCGCACGGAUCAGCAAUACCGUCUCCUGCACCAAGCGGGGAUGGUAAGACAUUGCCGAAGAAUCGCGGCUGCUUCCAAUGCUCUCGUCGCAGAAUCAUCUGUGAUCGGGGUGAACCCACUUGCCAGAAAUGCACUAAGAAAGGUAUCGAGUGCUCAGGUCUGGGCAGGAUACGUUUCGCCGAGGGCGUGGCGAGACGUGGGCAGCUCAAAGGCCUCAAGGUGCCUGUUAGAAAGAACGACCCAGCCAAGGAGACCUUACCAGCCAAUGUGGGCUACGGUCAAGUGAGAUGGAAGAAUGAGCAAAAGAAAACGACAAGGAAAAAGAGGAGGAGAAAGAGCGAGAACGACGAGUUCGACAUCGGUUGGCCUGCAGAUUCUCCAUCUAUUCUGAGCAAUGAGGAUCGUGAAGUAUUUGCUUCGCCGACUGCCUCUGGGGACUUCAAAGGAGAUGAAGACGAUGAUGUUGUAGAGAUAGUCCGAGACGACACUCAGAUGUUAUUGAGCCGUUCAGUUGCUUCUAGCAUCCAGCCCUGGAUAGCUCCUCUUGGCUCGGAAGCACGAAUGCUAUUCUCACACUGUAAGAUGGCUGAUCUCUCUUUGACACACCUUGCUCACUCCAAACCAGUUUCCGAUGCGGUAGCGCCUGUAAUGGUAGUCUUUGACACGGUACCAAAUGGUUACCGAGAAUUCAUUCUGCCAAUGGCGGUUGAGAAUGAUGUUCUCCGCCGAGCAGUUGGCGUCGUCGCUGCGCAGCAUCUCAGUCGCGAGCAACCAGAGCUCGCAGAUGCUGCAGAAGCAGGGCGCUCGGCGAUCAUCUCUCGGCUGCGAAGAGAGUCUCUUUAUAGCCCUGCAGACCAAGUCUUUAACGCCUACACGUGGGCAACGCUGAUAGUACUGCUCGUCGGUGAAACGGUUACGGGAAGUGCGGAUUAUAGCUUCUUGGUGCACAUGCUCCUCUGUCUAUCCACGAACAUUACGGCCAAUCACGAAAAGACCGAUGCUUUAGAGUUCUUAGAGGCACAAACGAACAUAUACUUUGGUAUCCCCCAAUUAGGCGAGGAUAGAGGUGUACUCACUGUAAUGGAGUCUUACCAAUCCAUGACUAGUUGGUUGACGCCUACGUAUGAGCAACUUCCCACCGGUUCAGAGGAAGUAGACAUCAUGCGAAACCUUCGGCGGUGUUUUACUUUGGCCUCUGAGAUUUACAUCCAUCGAGCAACCACCGAACUCAACGAUGACCCGACACCGUCCCCUAUCGGCGACUCCUCUCAGCAUUCGGCUAUACAGGACCUGAUUACCCUCAUAUCUCAGAUCCCUCCUACCGCGCCUGGAGCUCACACCCUGAUCUGGGCCUGCUUCGUUGCGGCGGCUGAGACGUCGGAUCCGCAGCAGCGGCAGUUCUUUGUGGAUUACAUGCUGGCCAUUUACGAACGGACAAAAUUUAGAAAUAUCCCGCUGGGCGUGCAGAGCCUGGAGAGGAUCUGGUCGAGAAAAGGGAAUCAGAGAUGGACGCAAUGCCUGUCAGAGCUAUCCAAGGUGCUGGUCAUGUGA